Messenger RNA from Gaeumannomyces tritici R3-111a-1, 312 nucleotides. RefSeq lists its product as hypothetical. The record is from RefSeq and is a predicted model, not a curated record. The coding region runs from base 1 to 312 and encodes 103 amino acids. The transcript has a single exon. NCBI's taxonomy places the organism in Eukaryota, Fungi, Ascomycota, Sordariomycetes, Magnaporthales, Magnaporthaceae.
AUGCCCUUUCAGGACGCAUCGUCCGAUGACCGCUCGGCCACCAAUAGGGCAUCAAGGACCGGCUGGGAGGGCGACAGACUCGAGAUCCGGGACCAAGAUGGGGCAGGCUGGGCACAUGAGAAAAUUUUCACCGGGAAAACAUGGAUAGCAGGUUUCAACACGGCCAUGGACGGAGAGGGUCGCCUCGAUUUCGCGAAUGCAACAUGGGCCACAGCGGAGACCCGAAGGACGUAUGAUGUUUAUUACGGGUUGGGAAGGUGGUGCCAGGAGGGUCGGGUCUGCAUGAUUCUGCUGUCUGGGAGGGAGUGGUGA